AUGCCGAAGAAAGUCAACGAUGGCGACGUCGCCGCUGCUCCUGCAGCUGAGCACGCUGACCAAAUAGACACCAUCACUCCUGUUAAAGAAACCGAUAAAGCCGCGUUGUUCCUCAAGCAAAUGUCCGUGACGGGACCUAUAAUCUUCACACCCGAGGAAGAAAAGGCCGUUCUCCGAAAGAUAGACUGGAGAAUCCUGCCCCUCAUCCUCAUAGCAUAUUUCUUCCAGCAACUCGACAAGUCCACUCUUUCGUAUUCUUCUGUUUUCGACAUCACCACUGACGCCAAUCUCCACGGAACGCAGUUCUCAUGGCUUGGUUCGUCUCUAUACCUCGCCCAGCUUGUCGCCCAGCCUCUUGCUGCCCUGACUCUUGUCAAACUGCCUACCGGAAAGGUCAUCGCUGGUGCUAUCUUCCUCUGGGGUUCGUCUCUUUGCAUCAUGAGUGCUUGUACGACUUUCAAGACGCUCCUGGUUAUGCGAUUGUUUUUGGGGACUUUUGAGUCUCUUAUUGCUCCCUCUCUUAUUGCUGUUACGCAGAUGUGGUGGAAGAGAAAUGAACAGACUCUGCGAACCUCUUACUGGAGCGGUAUGAACGGAUUGACAUUCAUCAUCGGCAGUCUCUUCACGUUCGGACUUGGUCACAUCCAGAGCAGCGCUCUCUUCUCCUACCAGAUUAUCUUCCUCUUCUGCGGUGUUCUUACCGUCGCCUACUCAAUCCCUGUUUACUUCCUCAUGCCCGACUCCCCGAUGGAAGCCAAGUUCCUCAGCGAUAGAGAAAAGGUCGUCACUAUCGAAAGACUCCGAUCAAAUCAAAUGGGUAUUGUUUCCCGGCAGUGGAAGUGGGAACAUGUGAAGGAAUCCAUUCUUGAUCUCAAGACCUGGUGUUGGUUCUUCCUCGUCAUCACUAUUUCCAUCCCCAGUGGUGGUAUCAGCACUUUCGGAUCACUCAUCGUCAAAUCCUUUGGCUACAACAAGUUCCAGACCAUCCUCUUCAACAUACCCUUCGGAGCAGUCCAGAUGUGCGCCAUUAUUGGGUCCGGCUGGCUCGCCACCAGACUCGGGCGUAAGGGUCCUAUCAUUAUGCUUCUUUGCAUUACUCCCAUCGUCGGAUGUGUCUUGCUUCUCAAGAUCCCCCACACUGACGACAAGAAGGGCAUUUUGCUGUUCGCCUACUAUAUUAUCUCUGUCUACCCCGGAAUCACGCCUCUGAUCUUUGCUUGGGAGGCCCAAAAUACCGCUGGCGAUACCAAGAGAAAGGUCACCACUGGUGUCAUGUUCGUUGGCCUAUGCACUGGCAACACACAAAGUAUCGUCACCCUCUAUCUGUUUUUCCUCAACAAAUCUCACGCCCGCAGGCGCUUAGCUCUUGGCAAGUCUGAGGUUAUUGUUGAUCGGUCCAUGCUUCAGACUUCUGCUGCCGCUGAGCUCGAGAGUAAUGAAGAAAUGGUAGCACAUGAUCAUGACUUUGAGGAUAUGACGGACCUCAAGAAUGAGGAUUUUAUCUUUGUGUAUUAA
Fusarium musae is the source of this 1515-nucleotide messenger RNA. RefSeq lists its product as uncharacterized. The transcript is spliced from 5 exons. The coding region runs from base 1 to 1515 and encodes 504 amino acids. Gene Ontology annotation, cellular component: membrane. Lineage: Eukaryota; Fungi; Ascomycota; Sordariomycetes; Hypocreales; Nectriaceae. Gene Ontology annotation, molecular function: transmembrane transporter activity. The record is from RefSeq and is a predicted model, not a curated record. Gene Ontology annotation, biological process: transmembrane transport.